GUUACAUUUUCCGCAAGUGUGAAGUAUUUCCAUUGACCACAGCAACGGAAAAAUGUUUUACGCGGCAAUAUUCUUCACAACACUUAUACUAAUUUUCCUCUUGUGGGGUGUGAGAAAACCUCCAAAGUUUCCGCCCGGUCCUAAAUGGUAUCCAAUCGUUGGUUGUGCGUUGCAGAUAUCGCAGCUGCGUGUGCGUUAUGGCACAUUCUGCAAAGUGAUCGAUGAGUUGGCCAAGUAUUAUGUAAAUCCCUAUGGCUUAUAUGGCUUGAAGAUAGGCAAAGAUAAACUAGUGAUUGCCUACUACAAUGACACCAUUAACGAAAUGAUGACUAAUGAAGAUAUGGAUGGGAAGCCGGAUGGCAUUUUUUACCGUACACGUACUUUCAAUUCCAAAAAGGGUAUCCUAGUAACUGACGAAGAGUUUUGGGUUGAGCAGCGACGUUUUAUAUUACGUCACUUGAAGGAUUUCGGUUUCGCACGAAACGCAAUGGUUAAUAAUAUACAGAAUGAGGCUGGUUAUCUAGUGGAUGAUCUGAAGCAACGUAUACGCGAUCACGGCGGUAAAAAAGCGCGUGUAACAAUGAAAGAUUUGUUUACAGUGUAUGUGCUGAACACGUUGUGGACGAUGUUGGCAAGUAAGCGUUAUGAUCGCAAUAGUCAUGAAGUGGCGGAAUUGUUGAAUAUGUUUUUCGAAUUGAUGCAGAAUGUGGAUAUGAUUGGUGCACUUUUUAGUCAUUUUCCAUUUAUGCGUUUUAUAGCACCAAAUUAUUCGGGUUAUAAUCGAUUUGUAGAAACCCAUCAACGCUUCUAUGCUUUCAUACAGAAGGAAGUUGAUAAUCAUAGAAAAACAUUUAUGAAUAACGCCAUUCCGCGUGAUUUGAUGGAUACCUACUUACGUGAGCUGGCCGAUCCAAAUCAUAAGGACUCUUUCAGUGAAGAACAAUUAAUGGCUGUAUGUUUAGAUAUGUUUUUGGUCGGUUCGGAAACGACAAAUAAAAGUAUUGGCUUUGCUUUCUUACACUUAGUACGCAAUCCAGAAAUACAAGAAAAAGCAUUUGCAGAAAUAAAAGAAGUUGUGGGGCUUGAGCGUUUGCCAGAGUGGAAAGAUCGUCCUAAAUUAAUAUAUUGUGAAGCGAUUGUUUUAGAAGCACUGCGCAUGUUUAUGGGGAAUACUUUUGGUAUACCACAUCGUGCGUUACGCGACACUCGCUUGAGCGGCUAUGAAAUACCAAAAGAUACUAUGGUUGUGGGAUGUUUUCGUGGUAUGUUAAUGAAUGCACAUGACUUUCCCAAUCCCAGCAAAUUUCAACCUGAACGGUACAUUGUUGAUGGCAAGCUUAAAGUUCCAGAAGCACACAAUCCAUUCGGUUUUGGUCGGCAUCGUUGUAUGGGCGAUAUUAUGGGGCGACAGAAUUUAUUUUUAUUUACAACUGCAGUUCUACAAAAUUUUAAAAUUUUACCAUUACCUGGUGAAUUGCCUGAUGAUGAACCCUUGGAUGGUGCUACAGCUGCUGUGAAACCUUAUGAAGCUAUACUAGUUCCCCGUUGUGGUGUUAUGGAUUAA
Molecule: messenger RNA, 1564 nt
Organism: Teleopsis dalmanni
Lineage: Eukaryota; Metazoa; Arthropoda; Insecta; Diptera; Diopsidae
Gene: Cyp303a1
Product: probable cytochrome P450 303a1
Exons: 1
Coding region: 53-1564 (503 amino acids)
Molecular function (GO): monooxygenase activity; heme binding; oxidoreductase activity, acting on paired donors, with incorporation or reduction of molecular oxygen
Source: RefSeq, a predicted model, not a curated record